This is a messenger RNA of Synchiropus splendidus (mandarinfish), 2340 nucleotides long. Its product is annotated as cilia- and flagella-associated protein 57-like. Lineage: Eukaryota; Metazoa; Chordata; Actinopteri; Syngnathiformes; Callionymidae. The record is from RefSeq and is a predicted model, not a curated record. The transcript is spliced from 10 exons. Bases 149 to 1387 code for a protein of 412 amino acids.
GGUGACACUGUUUUGAGGCUGUGAUGAUACCUUGAAGUACAGAGCCGUUCAACAAGCAGGUGCAUGUUAGCAUUUGUCUGAACACCAACUUCACUUAGUGGGAGCCAUCAAGUUUGUUAGUCUGGAUUAGGAGAUCAAGACCCUCAAGAUGGAGAGUGAAUGCACCGAGUGCUCUUUCAAGGAACUGGAUGAGUCCUACAACCAGAAGCUCCUGACUGAGCAUGAGCGGUAUGAGAAACUACAGCACAAGUACAAGCGGAUGCAAGACGACUAUGAGGCACAGCUGAGGGCAGCCGACUACAACAAAAGCCAAAGUCUGGAGGCGCAGAAAUUGAUCUAUGAAGCCAAGCUGCAGGAGGCCAAUCAGCUGCUGGAACACUGGCAGUCGUACUCAGAGCAGGGAAAGUGUGAGUUUGAGGAGCAUAUGAGGCAAGCGGAAGAAGACGCAGACAGAGGGCUGUAUGACGUUCAAACCAUGUAUAACAAGAAGCUGCAGAGGGAGCAGGAGAGUAACACUCGUCUGAUGAAGGAAACCAGUAUCAUGAAGCAGCAGAUCUACCAUCUGCAGAGACAGAUUCAGGACAAAUGCAUGGAGAAUGCACAGCUUAGGCAGGAGCAGCAGAAGCUCCAGGGUCUGAUCCGUAAUCUAGACUGUGACAUCGCAACUCUGAAGAAGAAGAUCCUGGAGUAUGAGAGGACCAAGCCAGAUCAGGAAAGAGUCAUCUCUGAGCUCAAGAAGAAGAACCAUGAACUGGAGAAGAUGACCUACAACCUUGACUCCCAGUUAAACGAACUAAAGAAGCAGGCCGGUCCAGCUCCAGAGAUAUUCACAGAGAAAGAAAGGAUCCAGCAGCUGGAGGAGGAACUGGUGCAGAUGGAAAAGAGCAACGUUUACCUGAAGCUAAAUAUUGAUGACUUGCAGCUCAAACUGAAAACAAGAGAUCAAGAGAUGGACAGGGAGAAGCAGAAGCUAAAACAAGUGCGGAUACACCUUGAGCGACUCAAGUCUGACCUCUACCACUGUGGUGGCUUCAUCCAGGAGCCGAAGAAGUUGAAGGAUAGUGUGAAACACAUAGUUGCCCAGUAUGUGCAUCAUGGUGAUGAGUUGGUAAACAGUGAGCUGGAAGAUCUCCAGAGGGCAUAUCGGCGACAGAGUGAGCACCUGGAGAAGACGGUUACCUGUCUUAAAGCCAGACUGGCGAAAUGUGAUGAGGAGCAUGAGAAGAAACAAGUCAAGCUCAUGAAGGCAAACGUCACUCUGGUCAAUCAAAUCAAUGAACUUCGGAGAGAUCUGCUAAAAAACCGGACUGAGUUGAAGAACUGCAAAAUUCAGCUGGAUAUGGUGAAGGACAAGAAGCCACGCGUGCAGACAGAAAAAGGAACAUGACGUCCUGAGAUGCCAGUCUCAGCAGCUACAGGCUUCCAAAGCUCCAACUGUGUGGUGCAAUGAAACCAGAGGGCAGGCUCAUCUACAGGUCGAGAGAAGCCUAGCACCGAGAGUUCACAGUGUCUCAUCUGCCUUCUGCCCAUUCACUGUGCUUUUGGAGCCCAGUUUCUGGCCUCCUUCUAGGUGCCACCACUCGACCAUUGAAGGAUCAGCUCAAUUGUAGAUUCAAUGUGUCACAGCUGGUAGUUAUAUGAAAGAAUGUUCAAUGCCUAAAUAAGUCUUAUAUUUUAUACUACUCACGGUAACAUCCAUUUGCUUUGUUGACAACUGCAAACCCUCAAUACAUCCAACUGAGGCCACCUGUUUCACAAAGCAUCUCUGGUUUCAACAUCCAGGUUGCAUUCAGGGUUUCAAAAUCCUGUUUACAUCUGACGUGAGGUUCAGUUUAGAUCUUAACACCAGGUUCGACUAUGUCUAUUAACCAGAAUAAUCUGUGCUCAAAUGACUACCUUGUUUUCCCUGUUAAACGUACUGGAACGGGAGGUGGCAGCGUACCUAUUUGUAAAACGACUCAGGAUGGUCAAUGAAACGCUCAGGGAAUCCCUUCCUUGGGCGUUCUUGUGUCGUGCCGGAAACACCUAGGCUCCUGCUGGACUCUUCUCCAAACCCUUGAGCUUCAUGAUGUAGUCUUCUGAGGUGGUUUUCACUUCACAGGCGUGCCUUGUUUAUCUGUGGAAUGUCUAGGAGCAGAACACAGGAUGGUACAGCUGACAGCUCCAUUUUACGAAUGUGAGGAUUCAUAUAAUGGCAAAAGCAGGAGAGAUUUUUUUGGGCCAAGAAGCACAAGGAAUGGACAUCGACCUCUGGAAAUCUGUGCUCGGUUCUGAUGAGUCCAAAUUUGAGAUUUGAAAUUUGAGACCUGAACCAGACCAAUAUGAUGAGAAUUGAUUUGC